AUAGCAAUCGCAGCAAAGCAGAUUUUAUCUGGUCUCUUGUGACAUCCCCUUCGCUCACCAGUUACCUCUGUCACCAUGUUGCUGAGACUUGUCGUCGUGUGCUGUGUCGUCUGCGUGAGUCAGGCGUGGUGGUGGAAGAAAAAACAACCUGAGUGGAACAAUCUGAAAGUCACCUUCGGCGCCAACGUCUUCAGCUCCCGUGUCUUUGCCGACUUGCCAAGAACGGUAGAUGAGGCUCGGAGGAAGGGAUGGAUUAUGAUAGAUAGAUGUCGAAACGACGGCCCUUUCCGUGGCGCUCGUUACGUCAAGCAGAAUGACUUCUCCGUCACGCUUUUAUAUGACGUCAACGGCUACAUCGCUGGCAUUCAGUGUGGGCUGCUUAAGGGAGGACUUCCCCACGAUUUUCCUCCCCUUCCGCUCAGAAACGUUUUCCAGGAAGAUGGGAACGAUCGUGUGGCCCUGACAGCUUACUUCACCGAUCCGGCCAUUAUCUGUACAACUGGGCGAACUUCCUCGACAUUCCAAGAAGAAGGAACAGGAAGUAACCUGUACAUUCAGACGGGAAGUGAUCCACUGACUCAGUCCUCCCUUAUCCCACGUCAAGAGAAGGACAUCGCCAAGACGCCUUGGAAGCGGGGCCGCUGCUUCGUAGGGAUGGGAGUUCAUUACUGGUUCAACGUAACCCAGAACAUGAGUUGUGACAACUUCUUCCCCGCCUUCCUGCUGUACAACGACGGCAAACUGAACGCCUUUGGCUGGGCGCUGGGAAUUCCUCAGACUUCCAGCCGCUUUGAGCAUCCAUCACGCUCUUCGCUGUCGUGGUUUUUUGACCCGGUGCCAAGUUGUCUUUCCCAGCAGCCAGAUUUAUCGACCAUGCACAUUUACCUCACCUCGAACCCCGUCUUGAAUGUCUGCUGAUCCCGCUGCACCAACAGCCUGGGGCCAGCUGCAUGGCAUAAAUAAAAGCAUCAUGGAAGUUUCACUACCUAGCUAGGGCUUAGCCACGUCGUACGACGCGCCCGACUUUUGCUAUUAAACUUUGCUUCACGCUGAC
Messenger RNA from Pomacea canaliculata, 1054 nucleotides. RefSeq lists its product as uncharacterized. The transcript has 8 exons. Bases 76 to 918 code for a protein of 280 amino acids. The record is from RefSeq and is a predicted model, not a curated record. NCBI's taxonomy places the organism in Eukaryota, Metazoa, Mollusca, Gastropoda, Architaenioglossa, Ampullariidae.